Messenger RNA from Arabis nemorensis, 999 nucleotides. NCBI's taxonomy places the organism in Eukaryota, Viridiplantae, Streptophyta, Magnoliopsida, Brassicales, Brassicaceae. The record is from the annotation of a GenBank genome assembly.
AUGGAAACUACCAAAAAAGAUGAGCUUGCAAGCUUUUUAAAUGUUCUGCCCCCUGUGGAUUUCUGUUGUGUUUAUGGUUCGACCUUGCACCCAAAUAACCAAGAUAAGUCUAAGAUGGUGGACUAUAUCCUUGGAGUUUCUGAUCCCAUGCAUUGGCACUCUGAGAAUCUGAAAAUGAAUUCAGAUCACUAUGCUUCAUGGAUGGUUCACCUUGGUGGAGCCAAGCUGAUUACGAAAGUUGCAGAUAAAGUAGGAGUUGGAGUUCACUUUAAUCCAUUUGUCAAUUGGAACGACAGGAAGCUGAAGUAUGGGGUUGUUCGGAUGCAUGGCCUAGUACAGGACAUACUGGACUGGAACAGAUUCUACUUGAGUGGCCGUUUACAAAAACCGGUUCAUUUGCUUGUUGAUAAUCUGGACAUAGAAGAUGUGAAUUCUGUUAAUAAGAGAGCCGCAGUAUCUGCAGCCCUUCUUCUUUUGCCAUCAAAAUUCACCGAGGAAGAUCUAUACGCCAAAAUAUGCAGCCUUUCUUACAUGGGUGACUUGCGCAUGUUUUUUGCAGAGGAUACUAAUAAGGUGAACAAGAUUGUGAAGGGACAAUUUGAUCUUUUCCAGUCAAUGUAUAAGCCUUUUCUCGAAGAGUGUGAGACCAAAAACUUGCUAAGAUUCUCAUCUGCUGAAGCUAGUCAAGCUAAAUUACUUCAGGACUCUAGCCUUUCAGCAUCACGCUCUCUAGUCUCUUCUCUUCCCGCAUCAGUAAGAAGUCAAAUGGGGAAGUUACUUGGAGAAAAGAAAAUCUUGAGUGAGACCGGUAGAGUUUUGGGAGAAGUUUGUAUAGGUUCAAGAGAAGAAGCAGCGAAAUGUAUGGAGAAGGUAUUGAAGCGAAGGGUAAUGGUUUCAAGCGCAAGGCAGGCGCUGUCUGGUUUCUUGGCUGCUGGAGCUGUUAAUGCAGCAAUAUAUCUUUCCCAGAAAAUGCGCAAAACUUGGAAUUCUCGGUCAUAA